This is a messenger RNA of Drosophila nasuta, 2698 nucleotides long. RefSeq names its product golgin subfamily A member 6-like protein 22. NCBI's taxonomy places the organism in Eukaryota, Metazoa, Arthropoda, Insecta, Diptera, Drosophilidae. The record is from RefSeq and is a predicted model, not a curated record. Bases 258 to 2576 code for a protein of 772 amino acids. The transcript has 2 exons.
CAAGAUUUUCUUUACUUCGUUUUUUUUUUUUUUUUGUUGCUUUUUUUUGGAUUGUGGGAAAAGCAAUUUCCCAAAUGCGUGGAAACUGUGGAAAAUCGCCAGUCAGUCAGUAGUUGAGGGCAGACAAGCGGUUUCCAUAGUUCAAAGUGUGCAACCACAACACAGAACAACAAUUAACGAAAUAAAUCAAGUGUGAACAAAAAGUGUGUAGCAUAAAAUCUUUUUUGUUGAGUGACAAACAAACGUCGGGCUUCAAAAUGCCGCUCUAUUCAGAUUCGAGCAAUUAUUACUACAGCGGCGGCAGCAGCCAACUUUAUUCGCCCUAUUACAGCAGCAGCAGCAGCAGCAGCCCUGGCAGCUAUACGUCCAGCUAUAAUCGGGCAUAUCCAGGCAGCUAUAUGGUGCCGUUGCUGCCCUCGCCCCGCUCGCCCAGCUACACCACGAGCAGCAGCAUCGUUGGCAGCGGUGUUGUCGGCGGCAGCAGCAGCAACAGUUUGUUGGGCUUGUCGUCGCGUUAUCAGCCCAAGCUGACGACCAUAACAGAGACAUCGGCCCUAACGGGACGACACAGUGGCCACAGCAGUCUGAUGCCCCUGACGCGCAUUCAGUCGCCCAAGUACAGCUCAGUGUCGAGCUACGGCAGCAGCAAUAGUAGCAGCAGCAGCAGCAGCCAUCGCUAUAUACCGCCUAGACCGAUAGCAAUCAAUACGGCGGACAUUGAUGUGAGUUCAGCGAGGUAUCAUCGUCGCUCAGCGGAGCCAGAGCCAGCUGCAGUUGUGGAGCGCAAGCAGGAGAAGCAAGCUGAACCACAAGAGGAGCAACAGCAGCAGCAACCAGAAAAGCAACAACAGCACCUCGAACAAGAGCAGCAGGGACAAUCGCAAGCUCCGCCUAGACGCUCGACAAUACGACGCAAUCGUGCUGUGGUCCGUCUCUCGACCAUCAGACGACGCAGCAAGGAACGCAACAGCGAGCAACCUCAACAGCAGCAGCAACAGCCACAACAACAACAGCAGCCAGAGGAACAUCAAUUUCGUGAUCUGCCGCCAGCAGCUGAGCCAAGUCUCAGUUGGCGACAAAAACUUGCCGAGGAGUUGGCCGCAUUCCCAGCGACGAGCAACAAAAAGUCACCCGGAGAAUUGCUGCGCGAACGUUUCUACAUACACGAUGAGAAGCAACAGCUGGCGGAGUUGCGUCAGCAGCAAAAGCAGCAGCAACAACAGGCAAAACAAACAACACCAACAGAACGGACAACACAGCAACAACAACAACAACAACAACAACAACAACAGCAGCAGCGACAGCAGCCAGCAAAACAGUCCGAUGAAGAGACGGAGGAAUCUUCGGAGCUGGAAGAGACUGCGGAACAGGUGCAGGAAACCAUUCGCCGACUGAGUUUGGUACAGUGUCCCACAUUUCAUGACAUCUGCGAGGACAUCUCGUCGGAUAAGAUCGACGACGAUCUGAAUGCUGGCGAGCUGCGACGACGUGCUUCGAUCAUACAGGAACAGGAACAGGAGUUGCUCAACAAGUUGCAAAAGUCGAAUUCGGGAACUUUUCAGUUGAUCCAUUUGGAGCGUCGCAGCAGCCAUGACAGCACCACAGCCGAUGAGUCGACAGCGGCAGCAGUGGCCAAGCAGGCGAAGAAACGCAAGAGCAAGAAGUUGCGACACAAGAUCACCGCCAUUGUGGAUGUGGAGAAUGCGGUGACAGCUCAGACACAAUCACAGCAACUGCAACUGCAACAGCAACAGCAGCAUCAUAUGCCGAGUGUGCUGGAACUAAACGAAGAGCAGGCAGCCAUAGGCGGCAACCCGCCAUUGAGUCCCAAGCCCAAGUUUACGGUGAAUGUGGAGACGGUGGAGGAGCAUCAGCAGAUACACAAGAUCUUCAAGUUGCCCAAGAAAAAGGUGGCGCCACCGAAGGCUUCGCAAGUGGAUCAAGUGUUGCCCGAGGGCUUCAUGAAGGCGGCGCCCAAGGCAAAGACAUCGCCGAUUAAGAAGCCAAGCAAGCCCAAGGUAGAGGAUCAAGCAAAGCUGUUGGAGAAAGAGAAACUAGAGGCAGAGGAGAAGCAGCUGCUGCAGGAAAAGUUGCUAGAGGAGAAACUGAAGCAGGAGGAGAAACUGAAGGAAGAGAAAUUGCAACAAGAGAAGUUGCAAGAGGAAAAAUUGAAGCAGGAGAAGUUGCAAGAGGAGAAAUUAAAGGAGGAAAAAUUGAAGCAGGAGAAAUUACAAGAGGAAAAAUUAAAGGAGGAAAAACUGCAGCAAGAGAAACUGCAACAAGAAAAGUUGCUGCAACUUCAGAAGGAGAAGUUGCAACAGGAAAAACUGCAGCAGGAAAAACUGCAGCAGGAAAAACUGCAACAGGAAAAAUUGAAGCAGGAGAAAUUGGAACAGGAGAAAAAACAGAAGGAGAAACUACAAAGGGAGAAAUUACAGAAAGAGAAACUGCAGCAGGAGAAACUGCAAAGGGAGAAAUUGGAACAGGAGAAAGUGCAAAAGGAAAAACAGCAGCAGAAACUGCAGGAGGAGAAAUUGAAGCAGGAAAAAAGAGCAAAUGGAAAAGGAGCAACAUGAAAAAUUGCUCAAGCAGCAGCAGCAACAACAACAAGCGGGAGUAGCGCAGAUUUUCACCUUCGACGAGGCCGCAAUUCAACAGAGUCAGGCAACCAUGACGCCUGCGGCCACGCCCACGCCCG